AUACAUUAAUGAGAGAGUGCGCUCACUUUCAUCGUCAGCAAUCGUAUGUAUGUAUAUAUAUAAGAAGGUAAAUGAAGGAUUCAGAAUGCACACUGAUCCACGAUGAUUGAUUGCUUUAAGUUAAAAGCGGUGGAAACCGAUGCGAAGCAAAUCGAGCUCCUGAGAACAUGCAAAACUAUUCUUCGCCUUUACGGUUUUUGGCCCAAGGGCGGCUCUAAAAAUGUCUUCUUCAUGUUGAGAUUCAUCUUCAUCAUAAUCUGCUACAACACCAAUGUUGUUGGAUCAAUCUGGCAUUUAGUUCACGUAAUGUGUAAGUAUGAAUGCAUUAUUGGAUCGUGAUUAAUAACGUCAAUUAGCUAAGGAAACUAUUGAUUAUUUGGAAAUCGCCGAUGAUCUGUCCAUCAUCAUCUCAGUAUUGAGCGUGAUGUGCGUCUUCGCCGCGUACAUGGGGAAAUUCGACGAGCUGAAAGAGCUUCGCCAGGAAAUGGGAAAUUUCACGGUUUACGAUAAACCCAAGGACAUCGAGAAACUCGACGCCAAGUUGAACUACGUUUCAAAGAUUUUUCUCGUCUGGUUUCUCGCUUCGUGUGCUUAUCUUUGGACGUUGCUAUUCCUUGAGACAUGUGAGGACGGAUCCAUUGAUAUUUGCGGUUUUCUCAUCGCCGUUUACCUACCUUUCGAUAUUUUCACCUCUCCAUACAGGAAAAUGUUCUUGACUUUUCAAUGUUACACCUGCUUUGCUACCGUCUUAACAGCUUUCUACGUAUCAUAUUCUGUGUUAGGAAUGUGCUCAUUCCUGAGGAAUAGAGUUGACCAUUUGAUUGUUUUGCUAAAGACGAUUCCUACGAUAGAAACUCGAUGCGAACGCAAAUCUAGAAUCAGAAAAUGCGUACUCUAUCAUUACAAAAUAAUUGAAUUGUGGGAAACAUUUCAUGGACUUUACACCAUCAUGUUUUUCAUACACGUUGUUAAUACGCCGGUCACAAUGAGUUUGAUCAUUUAUCAGAUAUUGCAGGUUUUUAAACACUGAAUUUUUGUUUUCAAAAUUUUCUCUUAAUACUCGAAGUUUUAGAAAGUUAAGU
Nicrophorus vespilloides is the source of this 1082-nucleotide messenger RNA. RefSeq lists its product as uncharacterized. The transcript is spliced from 2 exons. The record is from RefSeq and is a predicted model, not a curated record. Bases 425 to 1030 code for a protein of 201 amino acids. Gene Ontology annotation, molecular function: odorant binding; olfactory receptor activity. Gene Ontology annotation, cellular component: plasma membrane. NCBI's taxonomy places the organism in Eukaryota, Metazoa, Arthropoda, Insecta, Coleoptera, Silphidae. Gene Ontology annotation, biological process: sensory perception of smell; detection of chemical stimulus involved in sensory perception of smell.